Molecule: messenger RNA, 850 nt
Organism: Drosophila erecta
Lineage: Eukaryota; Metazoa; Arthropoda; Insecta; Diptera; Drosophilidae
Gene: PIG-F
Exons: 1
Coding region: 104-814 (236 amino acids)
Biological process (GO): GPI anchor biosynthetic process
Cellular component (GO): endoplasmic reticulum membrane
Source: RefSeq, a predicted model, not a curated record
CACAGUACAAACAGUGUUGAUAACCGGCGAAAUAUAAACGGAAGACAGGAAAAUAUCAACCAAGUCUAAGAUUUAACAAAAUUGUAUUUAUCUGCAUUUAACCAUGGUUUCCCGAUUUGACCAACAAAAGACCAAGCACCAGCUCUUCCACGUGUCCCUCAGCCUUGCCACCAUCCUGAUCUGCAUGGCAUACAUGCAGUAUCGCCGCAAUUGGGCACAUCUCGGCAGCUUCUGGGAUUCUCUGGUCGUCCCUAUUGUUUUCCUCGGAGAGCUGCUAAAAGUUGUAUUGGCUCGCUUCUAUGGGAAGGUUGAGGAUGGCGUCCUGACCGCUAAACAGCGCCAAAAAAAGAACUCGUACUUUACGCCGCGGGAGCUCCUCGGAGGAUUCACCUUGCAGUUCCUGUGCACACUCCUCUACGCCUUCAUUUGCAUCAUUUUGGGAGCCCCGGUGCUGGGCAACUAUGAGCAGACUUUCGUUUUGGCCUUACUGAUGACCUUGCUGACAGUGUCACCUACGGUUUUCCUCCUUGGAGGCGGUGGAGCCCUUCAAGUGUGCUUCUGCGAGAAGCCGGACUUUGUGACCAAGUGCGAGGACACCGCUCUGAACCUGUUCAAGUACAAUGCACUGGGCGGUAUUCUGGGCGCUUGGGCCGGUAGCGUAGUGGCCCCACUGGACUGGGGACGUGACUGGCAGGCUUAUCCCAUACCGAACGUGAUCGGAGCACUCUUGGGUAGCGCUCUGGGCAAUAUAUACGCUUGUACGCAUGUCCUCUACGCCACAGCCCGAGUUUACAUGAGCAAGAAACGCACUUAAAUCUAAUAAUAAAUGCUUUUAAUUCUGCCACAAAGA